AGUAGAAAAUGGCGUUUUGUGACUUUUAGCACAUGUCAAUUUUCUCCGGUAAGAAAAGUAUUUUUCUUGUAAAAUUAUUUUAAAAAGAUAGUUUAGUAAGAUAGUAAGUGUAUAUGUACGUUUAUAGUGUAGUUUUAACCACGUAUCCUAUGAUCAACUUGUUUUAAGAACAUAUGUAAACAACUCUUUCAAAUAUUUAGUGCUGUCAUUACGCGAUAAAAGUGCCCAGACUUUUAAUUUAAUGAAAUAUUUAUAUUUCUGUUUAUCGUUAAAUACGUCUAGUAAUGAGUAAUUUUCAUACGAUAAAGGUGUUUAACUAAUUCUUAGGAGCCAUUUUCAAUAUAUAAAUAACGUUUUGAAAAUUUACAGGACUAAUACUUUUUGUCAAAAAGGAUUCACGAUAAAUUUCUAUAGUACUUUUGAACAUGGUUUUUCUACCAGAAGAUGGCCUUACGAAAAAGGUUACAGUACGUGACACCAUCCAACAAUCAGAAAAGAAACAGGCUUUUAUAAAUAUAUUUCCCUCCAAGGCCAUCGACAGUAUCUUCAGAGAAGUUUCCAAAGAGUUCAGCUAUAACCAUGAUGAAAUCGAACUCGUCCUUCAAAUUGGCAAGAAAGACGUGCAUAUAUUGAACGAACACAAAGACAAAACGGUUCAGGAAGCUGGCAUCAAAUGGACUCCUUUAGACAGACCUUCUAUUAUCAUAAGCACUCUAAAAAAUAAACCAAUGUCGUUAUUCGUCCAGGAAAGCGAAGACGACCUUCUUUUAGGUGCUUCAGCUAGUCCUACAGCUGGAGAAGUUUCCAGCAGCACAUGUGACAGUGGCCAAACAGUGAUGAAUUACAGCGACUUCUACAAACCGUCGACACGUCCUUCUUUGAAGCCCAUUAUAAUAGAAUCUACCAAUUACGUAGGAUUAGUCAACCAGGCCAUGACUUGCUACCUAAAUAGUUUGCUGCAGGCUCUUUACAUGACUCCAGAGUUCCGGAACGCCCUAUACAACUGGGAAUUUGACGGUGUUAACGAAUCCAGAUCGAUACCAUACCAGUUACAAAAAUUGUUUUUGAACUUACAGACAUCUUCAAAAUCUGCCGUAGAAACAACAGACUUAACCACAAGUUUCGGUUGGCAAAAUAGUGAUGCUUGGCAUCAGCAUGAUAUUCAAGAACUCUGUAGAGUAAUGUUUGAUGCUCUAGAACAAAAAUUCAAGGACACCAAACAGGCAAACCUGAUAAACGACCUCUAUGAAGGAAAGAUGUUAGAUUACGUCAAAUGUUUGGAAUGUGGCACCGAAAAAUCAAGAGAAGACACAUUUUUGGAUAUUCCUCUGCCGGUAAGACCCUUUGGAAACGCGGUGGCCUAUAAUAGUGUCGAAGAAGCCCUUAGAGCGUUCGUUCAACCAGAGACGUUAGACGGAAAUAAUCAGUAUCAUUGCGAAAAAUGCAAUAAGAAAUGUGACGCUCAUAAAGGGUUGAAGUUCACGAAGUUUCCGUAUUUGCUCACGUUGCAUUUAAAAAGAUUCGAUUUUGAUUAUACUACUAUGCAUCGAAUUAAACUCAAUGACAAGGUUGUGUUUUCAGAAAAACUAAAUUUAAAUUCAUUUAUCAUUACACCCCGCUCGGAUAAUGAAACAGUCGAAGACAGAGAUAAUGCUGUGAAGUGUGAUGAUUGUAGUACAACAGAUUCGGGAUCAGCAGACGAUGAAAGUUGUCAAGGAACAGAUGCAUCUUCUACAGUUAACGGCCAGGACGACAAUUGUGCAGAUAGCGAUGAAGGUAUCGAUGUAAGUUCAGGAAACAAUCACGAUGAAGAAGCCAAAGGUCCAUUUAUCUACGAAUUAUUCAGUAUUAUGAUACACUCUGGAAGCGCUUCAGGUGGUCAUUAUUAUGCUUAUAUCAAAGAUUUCGAUAAAAAUCUUUGGUACUGCUUUAACGACCAAAGUGUUACAGGGAUUACCGAAGAAGACAUAAGAAAAACGUAUGGUGGCGGCCCUCAUAGGGGAUACUAUUCAGGGGCCUAUUCGUCGAGUACAAACGCCUAUAUGUUAAUGUACAGACAAAUAGAUAAGGAUCGAAAUGCUCGGGCUAUGGGUUUUGAUGAUUUUCCGCCACAUAUCAAACAAUUGUUGGCCGAUAUGUUAAGGAAAGAAGAAGAAGAUCGAAUUAAUAGGGAAAAAGAAAACGAAAUGAUGCGAAUAUCGGUGUUCUGCGAUAAUCCCAGUUCACACACUUUAUCAGAUAUAAAACUUCACGUAUUCUAUGAUUCGUCGUUAGAAGAGGCGGCAAAAGAGGCAUACCAACGUUUCAAUUUGAAUUCCACGCAAGUGAACUUGAGGGAUUGUCGUAUGGUAAUGUAUAAUAGAAAACACGAAUGUAUCGAUAGUAGUUUUGAGUCUGACGAAAUCAAAUUCUGUGAUAUUGUAAAUAAAAUGAAGAAUCAUGUUAGUCAGUUUACCGAAUGGAUGUUAGAAAUUAGAGAACCAGGAACUUCCUGGAAAACAUACCAACCCGGUGGUAUCAAUAUGAAAGUUUAUCCUAUCAUCCUUGAAACAGAAGAGGUCAGUGAACCAAAGCUAGUCCGAGUUGAUGUAAACGACACUGUGUUUGACCUCAAACAAAAAAUUGGCCAGUUAUUGAAUAUGAAUCCUUCCAAAGUAAAAAUCGUCAUGGAAAUGUAUUGCAACGAACCAAAGUAUUUGGAUAAUGAUGAGAUCUCUGUCAAAUUUGAUCCAAAUUGCAGCAAUUACAAAUUGUAUGUAUCAAACGCUUUAGAUGAAGACCCAGAAAAAACGUUCCUAUUUUCCAAAUUGAAACGGUUGAUAUCUUUGUUUGGAUACAUUAUUAGUUUGACCAUUGUUUUACCGGAUACUGAUGUAGCUACACUUGAAUCGAUGUCCAUACCAUCGUUGGAUUUAAAUCAAAAUCUAGACAAAUUGGAGUUGGGUAGUGGUGAUAGAUGUACGAAUUCGCCCAACUUGCGGGUAUCUCCUCAGCCCGGUCCUGGGGACGGUUUUGGCGAUCAAAGCAAUAGCGAAGAUAGCAGUUUAAGUGACAGUGAUAGAACGUUAGUAGGAGAAACCCCAGGUGAUCAUAUAGGCAUGUUAUCGAGUAGUCCCACAUCACCCGCAGAUCAACACAUGUCCUCACCCAGCGAUCCUCGUGAAGACACGUAUAGUUACGAAGCUCUAGGCCACCCUGGUGAGGAAAUGAAUUGGGAUGAUGUUGAUACACAGCAAGAAGAACAGUACUCGCAGAAUUACUAUUUUAAGAUUACCAGUGAAACGCACAACAGUGAGACUCCGAAUUUGGAUAAUAAUGUUACUAGGUGCUGUAAGAUUUUGGCAGACAAAAGAAUGACUCUCGAGAGACUUAAGAAAAAUUUAGAAGUUGUUCUGAGAGUACCUUCAGAGUAUUUUAAAGUCUACAAACAAUACGCCAGUGCAGAAGACGAAUGGGCUUGUUUGUCGGAUACGUUACGAUCUGCUAGAGACGGAGAAAGAAUAACUAUAAAAUUAGGCCGAGUGUUACGAAAAGACGAGCUGAAAUGCAGUGUCUAUCAUCUGAAACUUGACAAUAUGGACGUAAAUAACUUUUUAUUUGAACAUAUCAUCAUAAAAGGACAGACAGUCAGUUCUGUGAAAAAGGAUAUUAUCUUGCAAGCCAAAAAACAGCAUAUGCUCGAUAUACCUUAUCAUAAAUGUCGUUUGCGAGAGAAAAAUUGGAAAAAACCAAAAAGAGUGUAUUUGGAUGAUCAGCGAUUUGAUAAAGAUAUCGUAGUUGUUUCUUCCAAUGUUGAUGUUUUUCUGCAAGAACUUCCCGAUACUGAACCAGUGACGACGAGGGAACAAUGCGUCCUUUUCGUCCGAAAGUGGUGUCCGUCGACUUUAACGCUUCAACCCUUCCAAGAAGUAGUUCUAGACCAUUUAACCAUGGAAGAUCUAAAGAAAAAGUUAUCAGAACUCUCUGGCCUACCUACAGAACAUAUAGAAGUAGCCAAUAUCAAACAACCUCUCCCUUGUGAUAUAAAUGUUUUAGAUAUGGAAUCGCACAAAUGGCAUUUGCAGACCACUAAUUUAGAAGAGUGGCCUGUUAGUGCUGAAAAUGGCACUGUUUUCUUUUAUAGGGACAACCGAGAAACAAUGAAAGAACUCACCAGCGAAGAAAGAAAAGAACUAGCCCAAAAAGAGAACACUCGCCUCCGUAAAUUGAACCUGUCAUCCUACUCCCCUGGUGGGGAGAGAGCCUUAAAGAUCUACUUGGAUACGUCGCCAAGUAAAUCUGAAGAUAACUGCAUAGACUGACAUGCCACUAAUCAAUAUAAUUCAAUAUUCUAUUGCAUAAUAAUUUGAAAAAAUCAGAGGGUGAUUGUAAAUAAGCGUGAUUCAGAGUUUUUUUAUUUAAUACGUCCCCCGUUUACACAAAAUUAUUAAAAUUUUUGAGGUCCGCCAUGAGAAGUAUUUAGGUCAUUAUAUCUCGCAAAUAAAAAAAGAAAUCUUGGGAAUAUCCAAAUUAACUCUACGUUUAUUAAGGAUUUUGAUGUUUUUAUUAAUUUUUGUGUUAAUAUGUUUUAAGUCUUCAGUAUUAUAUAAAAAUAUAUAUUUUUUAGAUAUAUUUGAGCAAUAUUUCAAAUAUCCACAUUAAAACUAAAAACAUGUUUGCUUCUGCCAAUUUUAUAGUAAAUCGUGUUUGCGAAUCAAUCAGCUUUGACAUUUCUUUAAUAAAGUGAUAUGAAUAUUCACUCCUAUUUACACAAAAGAAUGUAAAACACUUAAGGUGGAUUAGGGUUAAGAUGGACCCCACUUUUAAGUUGUUUCUUAAAGUUAUUAAUGGAAUCAUAUUAGGUAUUUUUUUUUUUCAAAAUCUGGAUGUCCAAACAUUAAUAAAAUAUUUCCAGUCUUACAAUUGUGGUUAAUUUCCGAUAUAUAUUAAUUGCAAAAGUUUAGCAAUAUUUCCCAAUAUUCUUGAAGUAACAUAAACAUAUUAAUCACUCAAGAUCGAGAUAUUUGUAUUGAAGACCCCAAUUAAUGGAUAAAUUUCGGCGUAUGCUCAAAUUUUGCUAGUAGUCGAUUCUCGAGAUAAUCGAAAAGAUCACUUAGGUCACUAAUCUAAAAAAUAUACUGCAUAUACAUUGGCAAUCGUUUACUGUUUACUUGCGAAUUCCAUAGUAAAGGAAUUCCUUUGAUAACAACAAUUUAGCCAAUUUUUUAAAAGGGGGUCAGUUAAAAAGAGUUUGUUCUGAUAUCUCCUUUUAUUUUUGGUACUUUUGAAAUUACCACCUUAGUUACAGUGAAGCUAUAGUAAAUUUAGCUAAGAUAGUUUCCUUAUUAUGGAAUUGACCAAUAAAGUUAAGAAAUUCAAAUAUAUAAGCCUUACAAUAUUUUUUUAGACUAGUGACCUAAGUGGUUUUUUCAUUAUUUCGUUUACUGGCUUAUUAUAUUUCUUAUAAUUAAGCGCUUUUAUUUGACGCAUACCUUGAGUGAUCACUAUAUUUAUUUUACUCUAAGUAUAACGUAACAGUAUACAAUUUUGAUUUUUAUAUUAAUACCAUACACCCAAAUAUUGUAUGCAACAUAUACAUCAAGUGUCUUUUCACUUAUGAUAUGGCUGUACUCUUCUUACGGCUUAUGUUGUCAACUUUUUGAUUCGUUAAAGAAGUACCAUUUUAUCCACUUGUUAACAGAAUUAUCCAACUCAAACUAACUAUAUUCCCGUAUUUGAUUGGAUUACUUUCAAUAUUAAUGAAAAUUAGACAUCGGUAAAGCUAUUUCAAUUGAUGUUUACAAAAAUAAUUGUGCCUUUUCUCUUAUUUUCAAUAUCAUAUCCAGUCUAGAAUGUUACAUUUUCUGCAGUGUAUUUAUUAAAUAUUACUCACUUAAGCUUAAUUGCUCGAAUCUUCUCAGUGGCAUAGAAUAAAUGGAUAUUGGAGAUAUACCUACCAGACUGUGUAGAUACUAUAGACGUUGCAUGUACAUCAAUACAACUCUUUGUUUGUUGUUUGUUGUUUGUAUAUCUUAGAUUUAUUCUGAUUUCAUAUAAUGAGACACUACCGUAUUCAGAUUUUAAUGUCGCUAUUAAUUUUUGAAUAAUAUAUGAUGUAUAUCCCAAAAGUAUGCGCUUUCAUUCAUAGCUUCGUAAUUUAAUAUAGCUUUAUUCUUCAUUAAUUAGUUUGUGGCAUCCUUUGGAAUAAUCCUUCUUUUGAUUUUACAACACCUUUUUAUCGAUGCUUUAAAGUCAUUGAAGCACUUCUGAACUAUUGGAAUGUUAUCCUUUAAGCGACAUUUUCAAUUUUGGAAACAUGUGGUAGCCUCAGGAUGCUGUGGUGGUGCUUUAUGGAGACUGGCGGAGUUGGGGAACCUUAUUUUUUAUAAAAAAGUAUUGUAAAAAGUUCAAUGAAUGAGCUGUCACAUUACCGACACGAAAAAUGGAGCCGUUUUCUCACUGCGUCACGCAAUCUUUUUAGAAAAAUUCUUUGUGACCGAACUAAAAAUUCUUUGACCAUAUACUAUAAACCGUAAUUCUUCUUCUUACGGUGCCUAUCCGUUCCGGAUGUUGGCGAUCAACAUGGCUAUCCUAACUUUGCUUGCUGCUAUUCUGAAUCGUCCGGUUGUCGAUGUAUUAAACCACUUUCUUAGGUUUUGAAGCCAAGAUAUUCUCUCUGGUCCUCUCUUUCCAAAUACCUUGCCCUAAAGAAUGAGUUGCAACAAGCCGUAUCUUUGUUCAUUCCUCAUAACAUGGCGAAGAUAUUUUAGUUUGCGCUCUUUGAUGGUGUUAAUAAUCUCGCAUUCCUUGCCUAUUCUACGUGGGACCUCAACAUUAGUCACACGAUCUACCCAUGAAAUUUUUAAAAUACGUCUGUAACACCACAUAAUGCCUCGAAUUUUCUUAAAUUAGUUAAAUUUUUGGAAAGUGUCCAGACCUCUACUCCGUAUAAUAACGUAGAAAAUACAUAGCAUCUAAUGAGAGAGAUUUUGGUAGCAAGUGAACAAUCAUGACUUCUGAAAAGAGACUUUAUCAUUAUGAACGCUGAUCUCGCUUUUCCUAUGCAUUGAUUUAUUUCACUGGAGUGAUCCCAUUGGCUGUUAAUGUUGGUACCAAGGUAUGUGUAGCUGUCCACUCUGUCAAUUGGAAGUUGUUUUACCAAAAGCUGUGUAUUUAAUAUUAAGCCGUAAUACUUAGAGUUUAUUAAUGGUGCAAGUUACGUGAAUGUUGGGAGAGAAGCGUUCAGUGAAAAUACUGUUAUUUUGUUUCGGGAUCAUAAUUGUAAACUUACUUACUCCGUGGAGUUCCAACCGUUCGUGGGUUUUAGCCGACUCGACAACAUGCCUCCAACGUUUUCUGUCUUGAGCAACUUCCAUCCAAUUCUCCACGCCCAUAGUGCUUAGGUCUCCUGCUAUAUUAUCUCGCCACCGGAGACGAGGGCGUCCGCGUGGUCUUCUUCAAGUUGGGACUUCCUCCCACACCAGUCUUACUGUUCGUUCGUCAGAAUGUCUUCGGAGGUGUCCUGCCAAUUGGAGUCUUCUGGACUUUAUUUUAUUUUUUAUUAUGUUGGGGUAAAGUUCUUCGAGCUCUUUGUUACUUCUUAUCCUAUAUUGUCCUGAUGCUUCAUCCAGCACAGGACCAAAGAUCUUCCUUACGAUUUUUCUUUUCCAAACACAUAGUCUCUCUUCGUUUGCCUAUGUUAUCGUCCACGUUUCGCUUCCAUACAUCAUAACGGGUCGUAUGAUUGUUUUAUAAACCUGUAUCUUCGUACGUCGUGUUAGUUGUUUCGAUUUUAUAAGGUUUUGGAGGGCAAAAAGACAUCUGUUACCGGCCUGAAUCCUGUUGUUUAUUUAUUGUGAUCCGUUAUUGUCUUCAGUUAUUGUUGUUCCAAGAUAUUGAAUGCUCUAACGCGCUUAAAAUUAAAGUCAUCGAUGGUGAUGUUCUGACCGAUUCUGUCUCUGCUUUGGUUAUUGCGGCUCACAUACAUAUAUUUCGUUGAUUUGGAGCUCCAUUUUCUUAUUAGAUCGAUAUCGUCUGCAAAUGCCAGUUGUAAGUUUGGUCCUUCUCGAUGAAAUACUGCAUUCGGUUUUCUAUUCUUUCACUUCUGAUUAUGUGCUCCAGAGCUAAGUUGAAGAGUUGUGAAAGUGCAUCUCCCUGUUUUAGUUCAUUGUUUAUCUGUCAUAAUUGUAAACUAACGGAUAGUUAUUGUAAUGAUUUUUUAAAGCAUAUUAUUACCAUUAGCGAUCACUUUCAAGUUAUCGAGAGCGACUUCUAAGCGAAUUUUUCAUGGGCAAUUUUUGACAUGCGUGUUAUUUCUGAUUAUUUAGUUCGAAUUCCCGAAACACAAGGUGCCUAAUUUCAAAGAUAGUUUUAUAGUUCCGGACAAUCAAACGACGAUCUACAAUCGUACGUGCUAUAUAGUCCAGUGUUGUGCUGAAAGAUAACCAGAACUUGCAGUCCUUUUUUACCGAUCGAACCAUUCUUUUUAUCUAUGUUUUGAUCUUUCAUUUAUGGCUAAAAGGCUUUUGCAUCAUUUUAAUGUUUUCGCAAAACUAUUUUUUAAUUUAAACAAAGCUUGUAAAUUCGUUGCUUUCGUCUUUUUAUAAUUAUCAGCGGCAACAAAUGCGCCGAACGCAAAAAAGGCAAUAUAAACAAAAGUGUGCUAUUACGAACUAGGCACUCUCGUUGUAAAAUGCGAUAUGUGAAGAGUUACCGAUUACGUUCGCACUCCGUAGAGGGAAUUGAAACGUUUUGGCGCGAAAUAUUCGAAGAUCAGAUACUUUUCGGACAAUCCUCGUAAUUAUCGAUAUCCAAAUAAAAAAAGUGUAUUUUGAUUUUGAACAUUAAGUACAUUGUAUGUAAUUAGUCGGCAGUAAAAUUCACCUUAACACAUAAAUUACUCUCCUUUUUUUAAGCUAAGCAAGUUGGAUUCAAUUACAUUGUUUGAGUUUACCCUCAAUUUGCCUUAAUAUCCAGAAAAUUUUCAUGUACAUUCGGGAGUAUUACAUCUUUUACAGACGAUUUUCUGGACAUGGGGUUUUAAGCCAUAAAAUUUAGGUUCUGGAAGUUAAACCUGUCUACUUCAAUUAGCAAAGAAUUUGGUCGUUCGCCUACAGUUUAUUAGAUUUUAGAUAUGCUUCAAGUAACAUUUAUAUUAAAUAAUCAUUGACAGUGUUCUUAAACAUUUUGUUAUUUAUCAUUUUUAAUCUUUAAUUGAAAUAAGGCUGGUUCAUUCUGAACACGUUUUAAUAGUAUACAGUGUUUUUCAUAUAAAAAAGCUUGCACGUCAUUCAAGAUUUACGUCGUCAAAACCCCACAGCGUUGCCAAAACAUCAGAAUAUUUAGUAAGUGAGGAAUCGUUAAAAUGUCAACUAUUUGUCAAACUAUUAUAUUAACAGUAAAUAAACUUAGUUUUAAGACUACUGCAAUACACUAAAAGACAUAAGAAAACAUUUUCAUCAUUUGUGUAUAAUUGUCUAAUAUAUUUAAUUAAAAUUAUUAUUUUGUGGAAUAUUAGACUUAAAUAGUUAUUUCAUAAAAUUUAUAUUAUUAAUAAUAACACAUGUUUUUGGUUAUUUAAUCAAUAUAAAUCUAAAAUUUCCAAUAUAAUAAUGAUUACAUUUUUUUGAUUAUUACACCAUGUUGACGUCUAUGAAAGAUGGAGCAGUAUGGGUUUCGUAUUAUUAGCUGUGUUAGGAAAAUUUGAACUCUAAGGUUGAUGUUCUGGAAAUUUUAAAUACAAGUGACGUCACUUUGUAUAAAUCGUGACGUGCAAGUCUGUGAUAAAUGGUUUACUUAAUUUUGUUUUUAAUGAUUUGUUUAUGUACUGGUAGGACCGGACGAAACGUAGCAACAUAGUCGAAGCUAUAUCUAUGGAUAUAUAUUGCCCAUCGAAGUUCUAGCCGAUUCAAAGACAAGCUCGUUGCUGUCCAUUAUUAAUUGCCAUUUAGUAAUUUUAUCAGACAAAUAUAAAAGUAGAAAAAUGACAUAAGUUCUUUGAUAUUUGGUUAAAAAGUAUAAAGUUAGUGGUAACUUUUUUUCUCUGUCCUAAGGCGACACUUUUUUGAAACUGAUACUCAUCUUUGAUGGGCGAUAUAUAUUUAGAGUCACAUAGUCGAAAAUAUUCAAUAUUAACUCAUCAUAAUUUAAAUUGUGUCCGGGUAUUCUUCAAUAACAUACAAAACAAAAUGGAAAAUAGAUUCGUUGUUUUUCAAAACAACUUUUACUUGAAACAUAAGACGUUCUAUUUUUACAAAUUUACAGGAUUUAGGUAUAGUUAAGUCAAGUUUACACCUACCCUUCCGGUAGAGGUUGGUUAAAAAGUUUAAAAUUUAAAGUCAUACCUCGAACGAAUCGAGUUCUUUUCGGUUUUUAUGCAAAUUUUGGUUUUCGGUUCAAUAAUUUAAUAUUUAGCAUUUGUCUAUACAGUUGUUCCUAUUUUCGCUUUCCAACUGUAUAUUAUGAUGAUGAAAGAAAAAUACGUGUUUCAAGCUAUCGCCGCAAGUAAAAAAAAACAAUCAUAUUGUCUAAUUUUCAGUUAAUAAAUCUCCCAAAUUAUACUUGGAUUCUUGCUAUUGCGCCCGAUCGAAUGGGUUAAAUGAAGUUUUUGAAACUUAAUUAUUGGCAGAUCGGCAUGCUUUAAGCUUGUUUUUUAUAUGCAAUAGUUAAUUAUACAUAAUAUUGUCUUAUUUGUAUGGAAUAAAAUUGAUAGUAUUACCUUUAACAAUGCGUUCUUAUGUUGUAUUUACAUUCUACAGUGCUGAGAAAUUAUAUUACAUCAACAAUUCAUAUACAAGUAUUUCUUCCCAAGAUUUUUUCUUGACAAGCAUACUGUAUGGUCUAAUCGUUCAACGAGAAGUUUUGUCUUUAAUAAAAAAGUAAACAAAAAAUCGAAAAAUGUAUUAAUUACUUUGUGUAGAAAAAAAAAUGAAAACUUUUUGUAGAUGUUUUUGAAUUUUAUGUUGUUGUUUUUUAAAUAUCAGUGUAUUUUUGUUCAAAAUUUAGGAAUGGUUAGAUUUUUUUCUGAAAUAAAAUGAUGAAAGGUG
Molecule: messenger RNA, 11024 nt
Organism: Diabrotica balteata
Lineage: Eukaryota; Metazoa; Arthropoda; Insecta; Coleoptera; Chrysomelidae
Source: the annotation of a GenBank genome assembly